AUGAGUAGUAGCCCUCGGUUGGGAACGCAAGCCCGGGAAGCUGGUCGUUUUAAAGACUUCUUUGAUGCGAAUAAGAUCGACUUUGCAGCGAAGAGUCGCUUACCAAUGGCUUUCUAUCAAGAUUUGGCAACGUUAGAAGGCAAGAUUGAAGAGCUCAAGGACCCGCAACAAGAUGAAGUGGAAGAGACAGAAGCUCAGCUGAAUGAGCAAUUGCGGCUGCUCAACUCCGUGCGCAAACUCGAAGACAAGCUGGCCAAGAUGAAGGCAAGGUUAGCAGCAGCGACAAGACACGUACCGACGCCGAUCGAGAGACCACCAUCGUCAGAACCAAAAGAGGUUGUUUUGACCCGGGAGGACUACAAAAGCCUGGUGGAUCUAUACUUCUAUACACACCACAAGCGAUUUGACCCAGGAACGCCAGAUUCGUCACCCACUCCUCUGCUGCUUGAAGAUUAUGUAUUCAAGCUGUCCGAAGAUUUUGCACCAAUGCAAGCUUAUGCCGAGUUCGAUGAUGAGGAUAAGCAUUUCAGGUCACCUUUCAGAGAAAUCGAGGAGAGGCUCAAAACACGGCAGCUGCGAGAAAUCACUGUCACGCAAGCAUUUGUUGACCUACUGCUUGACGACCGCUCUAGUAAUGCGGCGCUUUUCGAGGCCUACAAGAAACUUCCACAACCCGGAAUGGCCUUCCUGCCGCGCGGAAUCAUCCGACUCUUUCUGCAACGUAUGUCAACGCCGUGGCAGAAGAGCGCGAAAUCCAUGAUCCGAUAUCUGUCGUUGAUAGACGAUGCGCAGAAGGCAGACGUCCCGAUCACACAGGCAGAAUGGGCAUCUGCAAUAUAUCUGGCAGGGCGCUCCUUCAAGCAGGUCACACAGGCCGAAGUCGACUCAGCCUUCUUGAUAUGGAGGCGAAUGGAACACGAAGCUGGCGUGAAAUCACAUCAUGUCACCUUCAACAUCCUCUUUGACAUCGCCGUCAGGGCCAACAAAUUCCCUCUCGCGCAGCUGGUCCUCAAGGAGAUGCACGACCGAGGUUUCCGUCUAAACAGGCUAGGCCGCGUCAGCAUCAUAUAUUACCAUGGCUUGCGCGGCGAUGGUGAUGCUGUACGCAAGGCAUAUCGCGAUUUUGUUGAUGCGGGUGAGAUAGUCGACACACUGGUCCUCAACUGCGUCAUAGCAGCUCUUUACAAUGCACAAGAACCUACAGCAGCCGAACAAAUCUACGAACGCAUGAAAAGCCUUCAACAGAAUCUGCGCGCGGACAGGCGAGACGAUGGUCAGAUUGUCUUGUACAGACGAUAUCCAGGUCCCGGUGAAGAGGUCAUUGAGCACGAACUGGCCUCGAACCACCUUGACAGAAUCCUGAAUAAUGCGUCCAAGCUGAAAAGCUGGUCUCCUUCACACCACCAAGCGUUACAAGAUUCUAUGCCACUCAGACCUGACCACAUCACCUUCCGAACCAUGAUCUCUCAUCACAUCAAUGUCUCAGGCAAUCUGAAUCGAGUAACAGUUCUUCUGGACGAAAUGGACAAAAUGUUCAACCUCCCGCCUCAAAGCAUCACAUUCCAACUGCUAUUCAAAGGUUUCGCUCUACACGGACGCACGCGCGACCCUGACGCGAUGUGGAGUAUCAAGCGACUCGAAAUGGUCUGGGAGGCCUGUCGAGAAGCUAUCAGAGCCGCCGAAGUGGCGCGGAGGCAGAGGCUGUCGGCAGAACCAGAGACCACGCUCCCCUCCGUGGAAAGGGCCGAGGACAUCUCAAUAAAUAGCACCCAGUCGACGGACAAGCGACAUCCGCCCCUCAAGCGGAUGAGCACGUGGGACGACUUCGUGCUGGAUCUCGCAGUGUUCCCGAACGAGCGACGCAAACCUAUUGAACGCGUGCACGCCGAGCUCUUCGACGAGGAAAAGGAGGCCAAGAAGGGUCGCUUCAAUGUUCCCUUCCUAUCGUCUGAGGAGAAACAGCUACGAUCCCCGUCCCAAGGCCAAGAGACGUAUUACGCCCUCGGUGACUCGAAACUUGAUCACGAAGAAGGCGAAUAUGUCCUGCCUUCGCCCAGCCAGGUCAUCAGCUCGUCGGCCGGCGAAGACAAUUUCGUGUCGCCAUUGUUUCCAGAGGAUCUUACCAGCAUGCCGGAAGAGAACAAUCUUGAGAGUCCUGCCGAUCCCGAGUCGUAUACCGAUCAACAAGAAUUAGACCGGCAGGACCACGAUGAUAUAGCAGACCUACCUCCCGUCUCGAUAACCUCUAGGCACCAAGUCACCGCGACCCGUGGGCUGGUGUGCUGGCUCCUACGUGCAUACGCGGCCAGCACUGGCUCUCGCGAGAGCGUGGAAAAUGUCUGGAACUCGGUGCGCAGGGUGUGGAAGUCGCAGGACCAGAACGAUAAGGAUAGCGUCGUGAGAGUACUGAGGCGGUGUCUGCGGGACUGUGACCGGUAUGGUCCGCCUCUGUGA
This is a messenger RNA of Exophiala viscosa, 2454 nucleotides long. RefSeq lists its product as uncharacterized. NCBI's taxonomy places the organism in Eukaryota, Fungi, Ascomycota, Eurotiomycetes, Chaetothyriales, Herpotrichiellaceae. The transcript has a single exon. The record is from RefSeq and is a predicted model, not a curated record. Gene Ontology annotation, molecular function: protein binding. The coding region runs from base 1 to 2454 and encodes 817 amino acids.